Molecule: messenger RNA, 834 nt
Organism: Paramecium sonneborni
Lineage: Eukaryota; Ciliophora; Oligohymenophorea; Peniculida; Parameciidae
Source: the annotation of a GenBank genome assembly
AUGUCUUAAUCAGAGAUGAAUUAGUAGAAGUCUAAAAAAGAGUAAUAAUCGAAAAAAUACAGAAUACUUAGUUUUGAAGAUAAGUAAAAAAUAAUGAAAGUUUUGUAAUAUAAUAACACUAUUGAUACCCUUUCUACACUCAGUGCAUAAUAUAAAACAUCAAUUAAAAAUCUUAGAAGAUGGUAUAAUGAAGGUAUAAAUCGAAAACCAGGCUGUGGAAGAAAAAAACUUAAUCUAGAAGCCGAAAAAAAAUUAUGUGUAUGGAUAAUUGAAUAGAGUGCUAAAUAAGGAAAAAGAGUAAGGAGAACUUAAUUAAAAGACUAAGCAAUAUCAUUAUUUAAUGAUAAAUACUUUAAAGCUUCAAAAGCUUGGUAAGAUGAGUUUAUUAGAAAUUAUGAUAUCAAAUAUUAAGUUAAUGAAAUUUUAUAUCAGAAAGGCAUGUUAAACACACUUUAAAAAUAAAAAUUCUUAGAAAUGUAAGAAAAAAGAAAAGUAGAGAGUAAUGAAAAAAUUAAUGAAAAUAGCUCAAGUUAAUAAGAUCAUAAUUAAUCUCAAAUUCCAACUUAAACAAAAUCUGAAGAGAACAAUUAUUAAUGUUAAACCAGUGCUUUUUGCCAAGAUGACUAUUAAUGGUUUUAAACACCCUAGUUUGAUGUUAAAUUUGAAGAAUCAUUUAACUAAUAAUAAUUUGAAGCUUCUCCAAAAAUAAAUACUCUAAAUGAAGAUUCCUGGGAUUACAAAAUAAAUUAAAAUGAAUUAUAAGAUUCUGAAUUUGAAGGGUUUAGUUGUUCAAAAAAAACGAAAAAAUUAUAGAAAAAGAAAAGAAUAUAUUGA